Heterocephalus glaber (naked mole-rat) is the source of this 2145-nucleotide messenger RNA. RefSeq names its product NDRG family member 2 (gene Ndrg2). The record is from RefSeq and is a predicted model, not a curated record. NCBI's taxonomy places the organism in Eukaryota, Metazoa, Chordata, Mammalia, Rodentia, Bathyergidae.
CCCCCCUCUUGUUGUCCAACUUCUCUUGGAGCAGGCGGAGAGCGAGCGUUGGGACUCGGCAAAGAGAGGAGCUGGCGCCCGCUCUCGAGGCCGUCGGGGAAGCUGGGAGAUUGUGGGACCGCUCUCCCCCUCCCCUCUAUGUUUGGAGGACCUAGGCGGACUAGCUGGAGGAGAGAAGCUAAGAGUCUCAGGAGUGGGAACCCUGACCCCAACCCCUCUGCAUCCAGCCGGUAGGAGCCCAGCCACCAUGGCAGAAUUACAGGAGGUGCCGAUCACGGAGGAGAAGCCGCUGUUGCCAGGACAGACACCGGAGGCUGCCAAGACUCACUCUGUGGAGACACCUUAUGGCUCUGUCACCUUUACUGUCUAUGGGACCCCCAAACCCAAACGCCCAGCAAUACUCACCUACCAUGAUGUGGGACUCAACUAUAAAUCCUGUUUCCAGCCACUGUUUCAAUUUGGGGACAUGCAGGAAAUUAUUCAAAACUUCGUUCGGGUUCAUGUGGAUGCCCCUGGAAUGGAAGAAGGAGCCCCUGUCUUCCCUGUGGGAUACCAGUACCCAUCUCUGGACCAGCUUGCAGACAUGAUCCCUUGCAUCUUGCAGUACUUGAAUUUUUCUUCAAUAAUUGGAGUUGGUGUUGGAGCUGGAGCCUAUAUCCUGUCGCGAUAUGCUCUUACCCACCCAGACACAGUCGAAGGUCUUGUUCUCGUCAACAUUGAUCCCAAUGCCAAGGGCUGGAUGGAUUGGGCAGCCCACAAGUUAACAGGCCUUACCUCUUCCAUUCCGGAGAUGAUCCUUGGACAUCUUUUUAGCCAGGAAGAGCUGUCUGGAAAUUCUGAGUUGAUACAAAAGUACAGAAAUAUCGUUAUGCAUGCACCCAACCUGGACAACAUUGAACUCUACUGGAACAGCUACAACAACCGCCGAGACCUGAACUUAGAGCGAGGUGGUGACAUCACCUUCAGGUGCCCUGUGAUGCUGGUGGUAGGAGACCAAGCGCCUCAUGAAGAUGCAGUGGUGGAAUGUAACUCAAAACUGGACCCCACCCAGACCUCCUUCCUGAAGAUGGCUGACUCUGGAGGUCAACCCCAAUUAACUCAGCCAGGCAAGCUGACCGAGGCCUUCAAGUACUUCCUGCAAGGCAUGGGCUACAUGGCCUCAUCCUGCAUGACUCGCUUGUCAAGAUCACGCACAGCCUCUCUGACCAGUGCAGCAUCCAUCGAUGGCAACCGGUCCCGCUCCCGCACCCUGUCCCAGGGCAGCGAGUCUGGGACUCUGCCUUCAGGGCCCCCAGGGCACACCAUGGAGGUCUCCUGUUAAAGUGACCCUUGUUGCUCUGGUGUGGGACCCAGCCCUCACCUCCUGCAGCACUAACCUCCGAGGUGCAUAAGGGCUUUGGGUGAGAGUAAGCAGGGAAAAAGGGCAGAUCACAUGAGAAGAUGACCUUGAUCUUUGAUUGCUACCCUAACCUUGACCUUUAACCUGUGAUUUCCCCACUCCUGGGAGAGAUGUCCUAAUGUCUCUUAGGGACCCAGAGCCGUAAAUUAUCCCCUCUUCCAUUUUGACAUUACAGAGAAGGCAUGUACCCGCCCUCCCUGAUCCUGGUGUUGGUGGAUGAAGGAAUAGAGGCUGUUGUGGUUGUCAUGGGGCUCCCAUCAGACUCCCUCUAUCCCAUAUAUGCAAGGGAGGGGCUUGGGGCAAGGGCUCCAUUCACCAAAGCUGAUAUGGCUUCUCUUUAACCCUUUCGGGCCCCUGAGGGAAUGGGCCUAAAUGUAUGUGUGUGUGUGUGGGGGGGGGAGUCUUGGCAGUGGGUUCGUGGUUCUCAUGAUGUGAUAGAAACAUCCAGUGUGUAAAAAGGAAGUUGGAAUGGAAGCUGGUGGGCAGUGAAUGGGUAUGGUGGAAGGACUGGAGCAGGGGCAGUAGGAAGAGGCCUGGGCCAUUUCGCUGCACUAACUUUGGUAGCUGUCAGUCUACUUGUAGAGUGGGAAGGGGGAAGGAGCCAAGCUUGGGCCAGGCUGCUUGGGGCUUGGCAGUAGGGUGGGGAGGCCUACCCUGAGUCUCUGACCGCACUUACACGUGGUAGUGGUUUAUCUCGCACAACUUCGGCUGUGACAAUAAACUGUAGAGGAAUCUGUGUCCCAUUA